GUAUAAAAAGUGUGAGGCGAGCCGAGUGAAGCCGAGGUGUUUUUUUCUUUUCGUUUCUUUUCACGUUUUCCUAAAGCUAACAUCGAAAGAUGGUCCAACAAGGCAGCAAAAGUUGCCCAAAAGACGGUCGUCUGCUAAAAGCUGGACAUCCUCCCGCUGUGAAGGCUGGAGGCAAGCGAGUGGCAAAGAAAGGCUUGGAAGAGGCCAACAGCAACCAUGGGACUCCGGAGAAGGAAACCAAGAGGCCUGACAAACCCAGGGCUGUCUCCAGUGCCAACAGGAUGCAACAAGUGGGUCUUCUUCUGGCUGGAACUCUUGACAAGUUGAGCCACGACUUUCCUGAGACGCCCGUGAGUGUGCGGCACAGCAGAGUGCAACCUGCUGUGGAGAAGCUCCACUCUCCUCGGACCUUCUGCAUCCAGCAGCCCAGGAAGUUCUGAAGGAUGACGCCUUGACAUAUUGUAGUGUGCUUGUCUUCAACCGUUUAUACUUUUGAGGAAAAAAUCUAUUCUCUUGAAAUACUAAAAAUAGCUUUUGUGCUGUGCUCUACUUUUUUUUUCUUUAAUUGCUGUUUUAUGUUUUUGUCUGUCAACUGAGAUUUUGAUGUUUCAAAUGUUGAAUCUUUUCUUCUAGUUCAACAUCUUUAUACUGCUUGGUGUGCUACAUGUUUAGUAAUAAAAAAAAAUGAUUCUGA
This is a messenger RNA of Hippocampus comes (tiger tail seahorse), 694 nucleotides long. RefSeq names its product death-associated protein-like 1-B. Lineage: Eukaryota; Metazoa; Chordata; Actinopteri; Syngnathiformes; Syngnathidae. The transcript has 4 exons. Gene Ontology annotation, biological process: cellular response to amino acid starvation; negative regulation of autophagy; apoptotic signaling pathway. Gene Ontology annotation, molecular function: death domain binding. The record is from RefSeq and is a predicted model, not a curated record. The coding region runs from base 90 to 440 and encodes 116 amino acids.